Molecule: messenger RNA, 3366 nt
Organism: Closterium sp. Naga37s-1
Lineage: Eukaryota; Viridiplantae; Streptophyta; Zygnematophyceae; Desmidiales; Closteriaceae
Source: the annotation of a GenBank genome assembly
AUGGAUGAGCUUAAGUCGUGGCUCUCGAGACUUCCUGCCCCCACUGACCUGGGCGUCCUCAUCGACACCCGCCUCAUCCGCAGAACCACCAACCUUGACCUAAAGCUGCGACCUCACGCCUCCGCACAUGCCCCAGCUCUUCUCUCUACCGACAGCGCCACAGGAAGGCCCACUCUCAUUGGUGGAGUCUCCAUCCUAUCUUUUAACAGGGCCAUCUCUCUGUCCUCUCCACUUCCCUCCGCAGACGGCAGACUCAUCACCGUUCACCUCAACUAUCUCCGCGAACAAAUCCGCCUCAUUGCCAUCUAUGCCCCCACACAAUUCUACAGACGCCGGAUAUGGUGGACCACCACUCUCAUUCCGGCACUAGAAGCCCCCACCGCCGCCUCGGCAUCCAUGCUUGUCGGCGAUUUCAACUCGGUCAUCCUCCCCAUCGACAGGAACCGCCCCCCUGAAGACUUCGAGGCUCGAGAAGGAGCUUCCUUCGCCAAACUUAUGGACAACCACGCAUUGGUCGACACUUUCCGUGCACUCCACCGCACGCGUACCGACGUGUUCUCCUUCUUUGGGAGGCAGCGCCACAAUAUUGCGACACCGCCUACAUCCUCCCGUCUCGACAGGAUGUACAUCUCCCGUGCCUUCCUACCCCGCCUCACUGCAAGUCCGUACAUCCAAACUAACACGCUCCUUUCGGAUCACUUGUACGCCCCUCUCUGCUCGCUCAGCUUCAUCAAUCCCACAGUUGCCCCUCGUCCCUGGCGACUCCGUCAACAUCUACUCAUGCGCCCCCAUGUUGCACAAAUCAUCGACUCCGCCCUUACGGUCUUCCCCUCAUCCCCGUCCCCGGACUCCUGGGACAGCUGGAAGCUCGACCUCACACUGAACCUCAAGCGCUUCUCCAACCAGGAGAGACGUCGCGUCGACGGCACGACUGCACAUCUGGAACUCAUCAUCGGCUCGUUACAACGGCAAGCAGCCUACACACCCCUGAACAGGGCCGAGUCCGACCGUCUCGACCAAGCACGUCUCCACCUGGCCAGAUACGAAGCCUCGAAAGCCUCCGAGAUUGCGCUCAAGGCCAAACUUAAAGUGGAAGGGCAUAGGGAAAUGGGAGUCUCCUCCCUCCUCUCCGGACUCAACUCGCGAAUCAAGGGCUCGAUUAUCAGCUCCCUGACCCUACCUAACGGACAGACCACGUCAGACCUCUCCACCAUGACCAGCAUGUGCUCCAGCUUCUUCCAAUCCCUCUAUAGCGGGAGCAACCCUGCUACCCCAAACUCUUCCUUCUGGCAACAUAUUCCCCCCUCCUCCAUCCCGAACCCCUUACUCCUACGCCUCAGCGCCCCCUUCUCCCUAGCCGAAAUUGGAAAAGCGCUGCUCUCUCUGUCUCGAGGUAAAACCCCUGGCCCAGAUGGCCUUCCCGGGGAGCUUUUCCGGCAUUUCGCCCCACGAUUUGCGCCGGCUUUCCACUCCUUGCUGUCCCCACCACAGCCACUCUCUCGCCUCCCUCCGUCGAUGCUGACCGGACGCACCGUCCUUAUCCCCAAGAGGGGAGACUCCUCGCUAGUGGAGAACCUCCGCCCCAUCACCCUCAUGAACGCUGAUUACAAAGUCCUCGCUCUGUGUCUUGCUAACCGCCUUCAGCUAGCUCUCCCCCAGCUCAUCCACCCAUCCCAAACCGCCUUCAUUAAACACAGGAUAAUUGGAGACACAAUCAAUGAUACCCUCGAUAUCAUGGACUGGGCGGCCUACUCCUCGGCCCCGCUCCUCGCUCUUACGGUGGACUUUCGAAAGGCCUAUGACCUUGUCGACAGACCAUUCCUCCUCCAAGCCUUAGCGGUCCUCGGUCUCCCUGCACCCUUCAUCCAUUGGGUACGACUAAUGCACUCCGACACGUCCACACGAAUCUCGGUUAACAACAUGCUCGGCCCCACCUUCCCCGUCCGUACGGGCGUCCGACAGGGCUGUCCUCUGGCGCUUCUGCUCUUCGUCUGUGUCAUCGAGAUCUUCCACCGCUACAUGUCCCUCUUCCUCCCCGGCUUCGCUUUGUCCCCUGCCCAGCGCCGCCUCAUGGCAUGCUACGCGGACGAUGUCACUCCCUUCCUCACCUCAGACUCAGAGCUCGGCCUCGUAGUGAUGCUCCUAGGGGUCUUUGGAUCUGUGUCUGGGGAGGUCGUCGACUUCAUCCCCCCCUCUUCCGUCUCGGCUACUGUCCACCCCGUCUCGCCCAACCAUCGCAUCGGCCGCACCCCAAUAAACACCGGACUCUUCCGUUUACACGAUCUCAUUGAGCCGAGCCGCCAACGGGAUAUCCUUUUCAGACUAUACACACCAACCCUUCCCUCUGGCUCACGCUUCCAAUAUUUUGACGACCGAGGGAUUUGCCCCCGGUGUCCUGCUGCUGUUGUCGAGACACUGCCGCAUAUCUUCUUCGAGUGCGCCUCCGCCGGAAACGUCAUCUCUGCUCUGCGCACAGUCGCUGACCGUCACCUCGGACAGACCCCCCCCGCCGAACACAUCUUCUUUCCGAUACAGUCACGGGUUGGACAGUCCCCCCCAUGGAGCUUACUAGUAGGAGCUGCAGUCAAGACGCUGUGGAACAGCCGCUGUGACCACAGGCACCGCAACUCCUCCUCCUCGAGCUUCGAGAUACUACAGCUCAUCUUAGCCCAGAAGCACGGCAGGGCGAGCUGGCGGUGCAGGCCCGAGAGCGCCACCCCCACAGCGCCCCCCCUGCAGCCCGCCAAAUCCCACCACCACCCCCCACCCAUCACGUCCCCCACACGCAGAAACGCGGCGGUAGGCGCGGGUGGGGAGACGGGGGGGGUGCGAAAUGGGCGGCGACGGGGGCAAAAGGGGGCCGCGAUCGGCGCCGCGACAAGCGCUGUAGUGGGCGCGACGGGGGGAGAGGGGGAGGGGGAAACGAAACUGCCACCGCCAUACCUGAUUUCUCGACCUCCUCGCAUCCCGCCGCGACCUGAUGCUGCGCCCCUUCCACUUUCCAGGUUGUUCAUGCGCUUAGGAGGAGCGGAAUCCGCGGCCGCGAUAACAGCCAGUGCAAAAGAGCUCGAACCAUACGCCAUGCGAACGUCGGGAAGUGGCGCUGACGGUGGUAACCCGCAAAUGAAGUUGCGUCGCCUGCUGGUGUCCAAAUGCCGCGGGAACCAAACCGUCUGCCGCUCCCGGUGCGUGGACACAUCGACUGACGUCAACAACUGUGGGGCGUGUGGCAACUUCUGCGAAGUGUCGCAGAAUUGCUGCGGCGGCAGCUGUGUGGAUCUCCUCCACAGUAACGACCACUGCGGCGCCUGUGGUGCGAGUUGCCCGGGGAUAUGCACGUCCGGCAUGUGCUUCAACUUCGACUGA